Molecule: messenger RNA, 642 nt
Organism: Lathyrus oleraceus (garden pea)
Lineage: Eukaryota; Viridiplantae; Streptophyta; Magnoliopsida; Fabales; Fabaceae
Exons: 2
Coding region: 1-642 (213 amino acids)
Source: RefSeq, a predicted model, not a curated record
AUGUUUGCAAAGUUUAAGGAGAUGUUAACUACAUUGCCGGUAAAUAUUUUGUUCCAUGAUAUUUUAGAACUAAUGCCUAAAUUUUCUAAAUUUAUGAAUGCAUUACUAAAGGGAAUGAAAGAGAAAGUGGUAAAGGAAUGGUUAAACAUGACAAAGAAGGAUGAGAUGGUAAUGCCUCAAACAUUACCAACAAAGCUAAAAGACCUAGGUAAGUUUACUAUUGCUUUUAAUAUUGGUGGAGUAAAGAUCCCACAUGCCUUAUGUGAUUUAAGGUCUAGUAUAACUGUCAUGCCACUUAAUAAGGUGAAAGAAUUGAAAUUGGUUGAGAUCAUACUGAGUAAUAUGACUCUCACUUUAGCUGAUUCAUCUAUUUCUCACCCGUUUGGAGAUUCAGGAGGGUCGGUUAUUCUCGAACUCCCAUUCUUGGCAACCGGGGAAACAAGUAUAGAUGUGAAAACGGGUGAACUUAUCUUGAAUUUCAACAAAGAAAAAGUGGUUUUUAAUGUAUAUGAAUGGACACUGUAUGUGGAAGACUUGGAUACAUGCUACAUUCUGGAGGAAAAAGGUAGUAAGAUUUACAAAGGAAAAGAAAUAAGUGAAGUGACCGACGUGAGGGAAUCUCUUGCGCCUGACAUCCCUUAG